AUGUUCAUGUACAUCCCACUCAUAGCAAUUAAGAUGCUGGGUAAAUCCAACACAAAUGGGCAAGAUUUUAUCAAUGAAGUUGCUACCAUAGGAAGGAUUCAUCAUGUACAUGUGGUGCAACUAAUUGGCUAUUGUGUUGAGGGAUCAAAGCGUGCUCUUGUGUACAAGUUCAUGUCAAAUGGAUCUCUUGAUAAACACAUCUUUCGUAAAGAAGGACCCUCAUCCUUAAAUUACAAGAAAUCAUUUGAAAUUUCACUUGGAGUUGCUCGCGGUAUUGACUAUCUUCAUCAAGGAUGUGAGAUGCAAAUUUUUCAUUUUGACAUCAAGCCUCACAACAUUCUUCUUAAGGAGAAUUUUGUUCCAAAGAUUUCUGAAUUUGGGCUUGCAAGAUUAUGUCCAUUAGAUGAGAGCAGUUUAACUUUGACAGCAGCAAGAGGAACCAUUGGAUACAUAGCCCCAGAAUUGUUUUACAAAAAUAUAGGUGUGUCAAGCAAAGCUGACAUCUAUAGUUUCGGAAUGUUGUUGAUGGAAAUAGCAGGCAAAAGAGAGAAUCUGAAUGCAGUUGCAGCUCAUUCGAGUCAAAUAUACUUUCCUUCAUGGGUUUAUGACCAAUUCAAUGAAGGAAAGGACAUAGACAUAGAAGAUGCCACUGAGGAGGAAAUGAAAAUAACAAAGAAGAUGCUUAUAGUGGUGUUGUGGUGUAUACAAAUGAAGCCUAGCGAGCGUCCUAAUUCGAUGGGCAAAGUAGUUGAGAUGCUUGAAGGAGAAAUCGAAUCCCUUCAAAUGUCUCCAAAGCCUUUCCUCUAUCCACAAGACAAACCAGUGGUGAAUGAUGAAGAGAAUUCAGAGACAACAUCGUCAUCAACACAGUCGUUCAAACUGCUGAUGAAAUAA
Prunus dulcis (almond) is the source of this 894-nucleotide messenger RNA. Its product is annotated as rust resistance kinase Lr10-like. NCBI's taxonomy places the organism in Eukaryota, Viridiplantae, Streptophyta, Magnoliopsida, Rosales, Rosaceae. Bases 1 to 894 code for a protein of 297 amino acids. Gene Ontology annotation, biological process: protein phosphorylation. Gene Ontology annotation, molecular function: protein kinase activity; ATP binding. The record is from RefSeq and is a predicted model, not a curated record. The transcript has a single exon.